Messenger RNA from Melanaphis sacchari, 2735 nucleotides. RefSeq lists its product as uncharacterized. The record is from RefSeq and is a predicted model, not a curated record. The transcript has 3 exons. NCBI's taxonomy places the organism in Eukaryota, Metazoa, Arthropoda, Insecta, Hemiptera, Aphididae. Bases 200 to 2638 code for a protein of 812 amino acids.
UACACCAACUGUUAUUGAAGAUACUCCUAAGAGUAUCUUUGAUUCUCUGGAAAAUAUUAAACAAGGCGAUUCUUUGGAAUCAAAUUUAAUUGAUGAUUUAUUUAGUAGCCCAAAAGUAUUAGACAAAUUAGAAACAUCCAAACCAGGGCUCGAAGAUACAAACGUUAUUCCAAAUUCAAAUGUAGAUAAUAUAUUGCAUAUGUCAAAUGAAGAUUCAUUAACUUCGACUCCUCUAAAAGAUAAUAUUAAAUAUAAUCAUUUACAAAAAAAUAAAUCUGUUGAAAAACUAAGUGCUUUAGACAUUACAAAUAAACAAACUCCAGAUAUGAGAGAUAGUAGUGUUCCAAAUAAAACUGACAAAAUAAAAACAUUUUUGCCAGAAAUUCGUUAUAAUAACACUGUUGUAUCUAGUAAUGUAAUAGACGAUACGAAUAUGAGUUUAUCUAGUCAUAGUACACCAACAGUUAUUGAAGAAACUCCUAAGAAUAUCUUUGAUACUUGUGAAAAUAUUAAAUUAGACGAUUCAUCGGAAUUAAAUUUAAAUGACGAUUUGUUAGGUAGCCCUAAAGGAUUAGACAGAUCAGAAAUGCUUAAACCAGGGCUCAAAGAAACAGACGUUAUUCCAAAGUUAAAAACAGAUAAUAUUUUACAUAAUUUAGAUGAUGAUACAUUGAAAUCGUCUAAUCUAGAUAAAAAAAUUAAACCUUAUCCAUUACCAAAAAAUAAAUUGAUAAAAGAAUUAAAUCCUGUAGAAAAUACAGAUUUACAAAUGAUAGAUUUAAUAGAUGGUACUACUCAAAAUAAAUUAAAUUUAAUAGUUAACCACAAUAAAACAACUAUGACGGAAUUACCUAUUAAUGUAAUCAACAAACAUUCAUCUGACUUAGAUGCAAUACAUAAUUAUAAUGAUAUUGAUAAAGUUGAAGAAAUGAAUGUUAAUCAUGAUUAUAUAAGUAACUUUAUAGUUGAUCACAAUUCUAACAGUUUAUUUUCAUCAGAGGAUGGUAAUCCAUACGGGUUAAUGUUACCUCAUUUUAGCACAAAAUAUGUUGGAGGCGAUGAUUCAAGUUAUAAUUUAUGGGAAACAAUUCCACCCAAAAUAAAUUACGAUCUUAGUAAACAUAAAGAAAAUGAUAAUUUUAAUAAUGGUUCAAAUCAAUUUACUGGUGAUACUUUAAAGGAUAACUACGUUUCUAAUGAUAUUAAUAACGAAAAAAAAAUUUUAACUAAUACUGAAACUGUUAUAAAUGGUAAUGUAAAUUCCAAUAUUCAUAAUAAACAAUAUGACGAUUUUAUUAAAAAAAUGUCUGAACAAUUGUUUAAAAAAAUCGAUAAUAUUGAUGAUAAACUUUCUAAAUUAGAUAAAUUAUCUAAUAAUCGUUCUUCUUUGAGAGAAAGUGAAAAUAUCAGAUCUCAUGAUCCAUCUAUCAACAAAGUUUUACUAAUGAAUGAUGUUCCUAUUACUAAAUCAGAAAUACCAAUUCGUAUAGAAGAGCCUGAUUCAAAAACAAAUAAACCAUCAGAAAGUCUUGAAGUAAAAAUAAGUAGUAAAACUGAUGAUGAAAAUGAAAUCAGGGAAUCCACAAAAGCAAAGAAACAUAAAGAUAAAAAGCGUAAAAAACAUACAAGACAUGGUAGGCAUAAUAAAAAAAAAGGUAACAAUAAAAAGAAUAUAAGUGAUGAUAAUGAUGAUGUUGAUGAUGAUGAUGAAAAAAGUAAAAAUAUAAAUGAUAGUGAUGAUGGCGAGUUUAUAAAUAAUAAAAGACCUAAGAAAAAUAAAAGAAAUCAUAAUGAUGAUGACGGGCAUAAAAAGAAACAUUAUAAGAAAAAAUAUUCUAAGGGUGAUAAAGAUGAUGAUGUUGGUAGUCAUAGAAAGAAUAAAAGUCAUAAAAAAAUAGGUAUAAAUGAUGAAGAUGUUGAAAUAUUGCAAAAUAAUAAAACUGAUAUUAAAAAGAUGAAAAAAAUAAAAGGAAAUACAUAUUCACCUAAGGAAAGCAAUGAAGUUAAUAAUAGUUCCAGCAUUCAAAUUAACAGUGAAGAUAAUGAUUCUAAAAAAAAAUUAAAAAUAAAAAGUAGUAAAUCAAAAAAUUCUCAAAAUACUAAUUUAACUAAAAAAAAAAAUCCGUCGCCUAAAAAGAAGUCAAAAUAUAUAAAACAUUCCAAAACUAAAAAUUAUAAAAAUAAUGAAAUCCCUGUAGAUGUCAGUGAUGAAGAUACAAGUUCAAAUGAAUAUAAUUAUAAUUCAGAAAAUACCUAUGUAAAAUAUAAUGAUUAUGAUACUCAGAAUAAUGUACUAAAAGAUAAAAAUCAUAAACAUAAGAGGCAUAAUAAACAUUUAAAAACUAAAAAUAUUUACAAAUAUAAAAAAAUCCCCGUAGACGACGAAGAUGAAAGUUCGGAUGAAAAUAAUGUUAAUUUAGAAGAAACCUAUAAUAUAAAUAUUACUGGUGAUAAUGCACUGAAACCGAAAAGACUUAAACAUAAAAAAAUUAAAAAAGAGAAGACUAUUGAUAUUAAUAUUGUAAAAGACUCUGACACUCAAGUUCUUAAUAACAAUAUUACGAAAAAUGGAUAUCAACUUUACACAUUUUAUCCUCAAUACCGAUAUGUAAACCCAUUUUUAAGAUUUCUCUACUAAUUCAUUAUACAUAUGAUAAUACUAUUUGAUAACAACUUGUGAAAAUACCUUGUUAUAAUUAUUCGUGUGAAAACUAUUUUUAACACAGGUAACUUAU